This is a messenger RNA of Hibiscus syriacus, 1711 nucleotides long. RefSeq names its product asparagine synthetase [glutamine-hydrolyzing] 1-like. Gene Ontology annotation, cellular component: cytosol. Gene Ontology annotation, molecular function: asparagine synthase (glutamine-hydrolyzing) activity. Bases 14 to 1711 code for a protein of 565 amino acids. The record is from RefSeq and is a predicted model, not a curated record. NCBI's taxonomy places the organism in Eukaryota, Viridiplantae, Streptophyta, Magnoliopsida, Malvales, Malvaceae. The transcript is spliced from 13 exons.
UUAUUGAAAGAAAAUGUGUGGGAUUUUAGCAGUUUUGGGUUGUUCUGAUGAUUCUCUGACUAGAAGGGCUCGAGUGCUGGAGCUUUCCCGCAGACUGAAGCACCGUGGUCCUGACUGGAGUGGGCUCUACCAACACGGUGACUGCUAUUCAGCCCAUCAACGCCUUGCCAUCGUUGAUCCUGAUUCCGGUGACCAACCUCUCUUUAACGAAGACAAGAGUGUUGCAGUCACUGUGAACGGAGAGAUUUACAACCAUGAAGAACUGAGGAAGAAGUUGGUAAACCACACGUUCAGGACUGGCAGUGAUUGUGAUGUUAUUGCCCAUCUGUAUGAGGAUUAUGGGGAAGACUUUGUGGACAUGUUGGAUGGAAUCUUCUCAUUUGUGCUGCUAUAUGCCUGUGACAACAGCUUCAUUGUUGCUCGUGAUGCUAUUGGCGUCACUUCCCUCUACAUUGGCUGGGGACUUGAUGGUGCGGUUUGGAUAUCGUCAGAAUUGAAAGCAUUCAAUGAUGAUUGUGAACAUUUUGAGAUCUUUCCUCCUGGUCACUUGCACAAGAGCAAAUCAAGAGGAUUUAGGAGGUGGUACAACCCACCUUGGUUUUCCGAGUCCAUUCCAUCGGUUAAAUAUGAUCCGCUUUUCCUCAGGCAUGCAUUUGAGAAUGCAAGGCUAUUUCUAAUAUAUUUGUAUGCUGUGAUCAAAAGGUUGAUGAGUGAUUUCCCUUUUGGAGUUUUAUUAUCCGGAGGCCUUGAUUCAUCAUUGAUUGCUUCUGUUACCACUCGGUACUUAGCAGGUACCAGCGCUGAAAAAAACUGGGGAGAUCAGCUCCAUUCUUUCUGUAUUGGCCUAGAGGGUUCGCCUGAUUUGAAGGCUGCAAGGGAGGUUGCAGACUAUUUGGGCACUGUCCAUCACGAGUUUCACUUCACUGUUCAAGAUGGAAUUGAUGUGAUCGAAGAUGUUAUCUACCACAUAGAAACCUAUGAUGUGACCACAAUCAGGGCAAGCACCCCUAUGUUUCUGUUGUCACGGAAGAUCAAGUCACUAGGAGUGAAGGUGCUUAUUUCUGUUGAAGGAUCCGACGAGAUAUUUGGUGGAUAUUUGUACUUCCACAAGGCACCUAAUAAGGAUGAAUUCCACCGUGAGCCUUGCCGCAAGAUCAAGGCUCUUCAUCAGUAUGAUUGCCUGAGGGCUAACAAAGCAACAUCAGCAUGGGAAUUGGAAGCUCGAGUACCCUUCUUAGACAAAGAAUUUCUCAAUGUUGCCAUGUCUAUCGACCCUGAAUCAAAGAUGAUAAAAAAGGAGGAAGGACGUAUCGAGAAAUGGGUUCUUAGAAAGGCCUUUGACGAUGAAGAGCGACCUUAUCUGCCAAAGCACAUCCUCUAUAGGCAGAAAGAACAAUUCAGCGAUGGUGUUGGUUAUAGUUGGAUUGAUGGUCUCAAAGCACAUGCUGCCGAACAUGUGACUGAUAAGAUGAUGCUUAAUGCUUCUUUCAUAUUUCCUUACAACACACCAACAACAAAAGAAGCAUACUACUACAGGACGAUUUUUGAGAGGUUCUUCCCUCAGAACUCGGCUAGAUUGACUGUCCCUGGAGGAGCUAGUGUGGCAUGCAGCACUGCUAAAGCUGUUGAGUGGGAUGUUGCCUGGAAGAACAACCUUGAUCCUUCAGGGAGGGCUGCCCUGGGAGUCCAUCUAUCACCUCACAACGUAUAG